Messenger RNA from Musa acuminata subsp. malaccensis (wild Malaysian banana), 1201 nucleotides. Its product is annotated as MADS-box transcription factor 23. Gene Ontology annotation, cellular component: nucleus. Gene Ontology annotation, molecular function: RNA polymerase II cis-regulatory region sequence-specific DNA binding; DNA-binding transcription factor activity, RNA polymerase II-specific; protein dimerization activity. NCBI's taxonomy places the organism in Eukaryota, Viridiplantae, Streptophyta, Magnoliopsida, Zingiberales, Musaceae. Gene Ontology annotation, biological process: positive regulation of transcription by RNA polymerase II. The record is from RefSeq and is a predicted model, not a curated record.
AAAUCUCCAAUCUCCUAUCUUGAACGUGGGGAAGGGGAAGAGUGUGUGUGUGAAGAAGACCUCUCUCUCUCUCUCUCUCUCUCUCUCCUUUCUAUUUCCAUAUUAGAUAUAUAGAUGAUGGAGGAAGAAGGGCUGCCGCUGAAAGAGAUUGCAUCCACACCAGUUCCGGUGGGUAGAGGGAGAAAUAAACUGGUGGAUAAUGGGGAGAGGAAAGAUCGCGAUCCGCAGGAUCGACGACACGACCAGCCGGCAGGUGACCUUCUCGAAGCGGAGGAACGGGCUGCUGAAGAAGGCCAAGGAGCUCGCCAUACUUUGUGACGCCGAGGUCGGCCUGGUGGUCUUCUCCAGCACCGGUCGCCUCUAUGAGUUCGCCAGCACCAGCAUGGAGUCUGUCAUAGAACGAUAUAGCAAAGCAAAAGAGGAGCGACAGCUAGUCAUGUCUGCCGCUUCUGAGGUUAAGUUUUGGCAAAGGGAAGCAGCAAGCUUGAGGCAGCAAUUGUAUAACUUACAACAAAAUUUGAGGCAAUUGACGGGGGAAGAAAUUUCUGGUCUUAGCGUUAAAGAUCUACAAAAUCUAGAGAACCAACUCAGAAUGAGCGUACGUAAUGUCAGAAUGAAGAAGGACCAACUCUUGGAAGAAGAAAUACAAGAACUGGAUCGAAAGGGAAGGCUUAUUCACCAAGAAAAUCUGGAACUAUACCAGAAGAUAAACAUGAUUCGUCAAGAAAACAUGGAAUUAUACAAAGAGAAUCAAUGUCAGGUCUAUGCAGCAAAGGGCAAAAAUGGUACUGACAGAGGCUCGAUUGUACCAUAUGAUUUCAGUAUCACAGAUGGGGCAGCAUACAAGCCCAUUCAUCUUCGAUUAAGCCAGCCACAGCCGAACGCAGACGGAAUCAAAACAGAGCCGCCUCCAAAUCUAAGACUUCAGCUACACUACAGAGAUGGUUAGUACGUCUAUUAUCUCAACGCUCAUGUUUGAAGUCCCAGGCGAGUGAUCUUUAAUUACGUGAAAGUGCAGCAGUGACAUCCCAAAAUAGUUUUUGCCACUUAUUAUGUGAAAAAUGAUGUGUGCAUGAUUCUAACAAUGAUCGAUUUAGUAGGAAGGGUGAGUGUUUGCUUAUUAAGAUUGUUUAAUUUAUGGACUCGUGGACACUGAUAUGAUGUUGAAUACCUUUCACUGUUGAACAAAUUGAGAACCAAA